Cornus florida is the source of this 1375-nucleotide messenger RNA. RefSeq names its product protein DMR6-LIKE OXYGENASE 2. Lineage: Eukaryota; Viridiplantae; Streptophyta; Magnoliopsida; Cornales; Cornaceae. The record is from RefSeq and is a predicted model, not a curated record. Gene Ontology annotation, molecular function: dioxygenase activity. The transcript is spliced from 3 exons. The coding region runs from base 45 to 1088 and encodes 347 amino acids.
CCCACCCACCACACAACCCCACAAUACAGACAGUUAUCUGAGCCAUGGGAGAGGUAGAUCCUGCCUUCAUCCAAGCCAUUGAACACCGGCCCAAACUUUCCAUUACUGAAGAUGAAGGCAUUCCAUUGAUUGAUCUAUCCUCCAUCUCUAACCCUAAUCAUGAUGAGCUUGUAGCAAAGAUAGGUGACGCAUGCAAGAACUGGGGUUUCUUCCAAGUCAUCAACCAUGGGGUUCCCUUUGAACGUCGUCAGAAAAUCGAGUCGGGGGCGAGGAAGUUCUUUGGUCAGUCCAAGGAAGAAAAGCUGAAGGUGAAGAGAGAUGAGGUGAAUCCGUUGGGUUAUUAUGAUACUGAGCAUACAAAGAAUGUUAGGGAUUGGAAAGAGGUGUUUGAUUUUACUGUGCAGAAUCCGACUCUCAUACCGGUUUCACAUGAGCCUGAUGACAAGGAGGUGAGGGACUUGAUUAAUCAGUGGCCUCAAUAUCCUCCUGAAUUAAGAGAGGCAUGUGAAGAAUAUGCUGAAGUAUUGGGAGAAUUAUCUUUCAAGUUGUUGGAACUCAUCUCCCUGAGCUUAGGCUUGUCAGUGAAACGAUUGAAUGGCUUCUUCAAAGACCAAACCACUUUUAUUAGACUCAAUCACUAUCCGCCUUGCCCUAUUCCUGACCUAGCUCUAGGCGUUGGGCGACACAAAGACGGCGGAGCCUUGACCAUCCUUGCUCAAGAUGAUGUUGGUGGGUUGGAAGUGAAGCGAAAAUCCGAUGGAGAAUGGAUUCGUGUCAAACCUACUCCAAAUGCUUAUAUCGUCAACGUUGGCGACAUUAUUCAAGUUUGGAGUAAUGACAAGUAUGAGAGUGUGGAGCACAGGGUGAUGGUGAACUCGGAGAGAGAAAGGUUUUCUAUUCCAUUCUUCCUGAACCCAGCACACUAUGUUAUGGUAGAGCCCUUGGAGGAGCUCAUAAGCGAGAAAAGCCCUGCUAAAUACAGGCCAUACAACUGGGGAAAAUUCUUCUCCAACAGAAAGCGCAGUAAUUUCAAGAAGCUCGAUGUUGAAAACGUCCAAGUUCAUCAUUUUAAGGUAGCUGCAGAGUGAUUAAUCGGAUCUUAAUUUAGGGGAAAUAAAAUGUGCUACCAUCAAUAGUAUAAUGCUUUGUAUAUUAGCAUAAUAAAUAAAUAAGUAAAUAAUCAAGCAUGCUAUGUAGGGAAAUAAGGGAUCUGAUUUCGUGACAUGGUAUGAUAGCAUCCAUGCAUGAUCAAGUUUGUUUGUGCAAAUCACAUCAAUGUAUUUUUGUUUAUCUUUUAGGUCUCCAUAUUUUUGGAGUUGAACCACAAGUGUAACUUACUGUUUAUUUGUCCAUUGAGAAUAUUAUUUAGCACUUA